Molecule: messenger RNA, 3118 nt
Organism: Parasteatoda tepidariorum (common house spider)
Lineage: Eukaryota; Metazoa; Arthropoda; Arachnida; Araneae; Theridiidae
Cellular component (GO): membrane
Source: RefSeq, a predicted model, not a curated record
UUCCGCGCCAUUUUCCAUUCGAACACUCAUUAUGGUCACUCUGAUAUACCAAAGCUGUUAAACUAAGUUGAAGAAUUUGCUAAGAAGUUUCCUAAAUGAGUUAAUUUUUUAAAUUUUUAAAUAUAUCGCAGUUUAUCUGUCUCUGUUGUAUUUUUUUUAUCAAUCUACGAUUUAUUAUCAGUUUACAGAUUACUAACCCUUUCUACUAUCGAUAAAGGGUUUAGAAACGUCGAACUAUUAGGGCUUAUCAAAAGAUUUGCCUUACUUAUAUGAGGAAUAAUGAAUAAUAAGUAUUAUUUGGAGUGUGUGAUUGCCAUUCUUGUUGUGUCUUGCUGCUUUGCUUAUUAUGAGGACGAGGAUGAUGACGAUGGCCCAUUGAAAGAGAACAUUCGAAGAGGCGGCUAUCUACCGGUACCUCCAUACUUGCUUGAAGAUGAAGCCGAUGAUUUUACUCAAGAAUUUGCUUUUAAUCGAUGCCCUUGGAUAAGGAAUAAAUUGAAAAACGGAAGAGUUAAGAUUCGGAACAGAGGCCGGAUUGCUAAGUUCCUGUGUGACCCCGGAUAUGAACUUGCAGGAAAAAGAUUCUCAACAUGUGUGAGGGGUCAAUGGAACAAUCCUAUACCUGUUUGUGUCGCCCGAGGAUGUUUCAGACCCCCGGAAGUACCGAACUCACGAAUAACAGAAGCUUAUCGUGGAGCUAUACUCAUGUAUGAUUGUCACCCUGGUUACACUUUAGAAGGUCCUGCUGCUCUCUAUUGUGAUGGAAGGACAUGGACAUCAGAUGUUCCAACUUGUGAGGUGGCAAUAACGAAUGCUUCCUUGUCAUGUGACUUUGAAGAUCCAGAUUUAUGUGGAUGGUCGCAAGAUCCUACUCAUGACUUUGACUGGAAACGAAAUCAAUUUUCUACUCCAUCUGGACACGCUGGUACUGGUCCAUCUUAUGACCACACAUUUGGAAGUGGGAAAGGAGGUUUUUACUUGUAUCAAGAAGUAUCUUCUCCGAGAAAACCUAAUGACAUAUCUCGUCUUUUUUCACCAGUUUAUUCAGAACAUAAAAGUGGAGGAUGCUUUUUAUUUUGGUAUCAUAUGUACGGAUCUACUAUUGGAGGUCUCAAAGUAUAUGUUAAGCCCCAAAGUCAUGUAUUUGGAGAAAUGUCCGCAACUUGGGAAUUAUAUGGAGAUCAAGGAGACAUGUGGAGACGGGCUAAUAUCUCGAUACCGAGAUUUGCAGAAAACUUUCAAAUUGUAAUUGAAGGUAUUAGAGGUUCCAACUACAUUGGUGACACAGCUAUUGAUGACGUAUAUCUGUCUACCACACCUUGUGACGAAAUUGGAAACUCAACUGAUCACAUAUCUUACACAGCUUCGAAUUCAUGCAGAGGAAGAUGUAGAGAAGCUGAAAUUUCUUCGUAUUGUGGUUGCAACGAUGAUUGUCAUGCGAAUGGAAGCUGCUGCUUUGAUUUUAUGAAAAUAUGCACUGGAAACUAUGAUACUCCGGAAAACGAAAAUCCUUCAGAAGAGCAGGCCACAACAUUAACUUCAUCAACGAUAACAACGACGGGCAGUGGUGAAAAUGUUGUACCGGAAAUAAUUGUUACAACCUCAUCCUCACUUUCUACAGAAUCAGAUAGCACAAGUUCUUCAUCUGUAUCAUCCCCGUUCAAUUCUACUUCUGGUAUAACAACUUCGAUAACUACUCCGGUCCCAAAAGAGCAUGAAUUAAUUACUGCCACAAGCUACUACGCAACUACUACGCAAUCAACAACCAAAAUGACACAACCGGCAACUAUAACAACCACAACAAUGUCUUCAUCUUCAGCACCAAGCACUACAACUACGCCCACAAGUACAACAGCCAUUCCUACUACUACCACCACUACCCCUGAGCCUACAACUACUACAUCUACGCCUACCCAAACUGCACAAAAUAUUACUACGAUUGCACUUACCACUACUAUCACAUCUAUGGCACCGAUAACUCAAAAAGCAAGUACAAUACCUACAAUUAAUAGUACAUUUCCCUCAACUUCUAAAACAAUCCUAAUUACUUUACCUGCAACAAGAACAUCUACUGCCGAAUCCCUAACUAAUGCAUCACAGUCAGCUAGUGCAACUAUCAUAAAUUUGCAAAGUAGCACGUUACCAACAUCCACUGUUUAUAUUAACACUAAACCUCCUUUUGAAACUCCUUCAACAACUGCAGCUCCUCCGAAGGAAUCUUCCGCAUUACCAACCACCAUCACCCUACUGCCUUCUACAUCAACAAGAAAAACGUACAAUUUAAGACCUAGGAAUAGAACAGACUUACCAACUACAACUUCCACUUCUAGAUCUGUAGUGUGGCCAGUAACUGCAACGCGACAAACUACAAGUAUAUCUAUUCAGCCUAGCAGAAGAACUACUUGGUCUUAUAGAACCACUACCAGUACAACUAAACAGCCUUCCAAAAGAACUACUUGGUCUUAUAGAACCACAACCAGACCAACUACUUUUAGAAGUAAACCAUCGACAAGGUUAUCUACUUCAACAGUAUCCAUUUCAACUGAAUUUUCUGUUGAAUCAGUGAAUGAGCAAGCAUCUAAAACUGAAUCGGCAGCUAUGAGCAGUACUCAGCCUACAAUCAUAAUUAUUUUAGUGGUUGGUAUUGUCGUUUGUUUCGUUGCUGGUGCUGCUUAUGUUAUGAGGAAACGUACUCAAAAAAGACAAUCUAAACUUUCUGAUGACUCUGAAAUGAGGUUUCUAUCUGAGAGUGAUUCUGUAGAAUAUUCAGAUCCAGCAGCUUUAGAAAAGAUGCUAAUACGUUGACUUUAGUGUGACUUAGAUAAUUUUGAAAAUUUAUUUAUUUAAAAUCAGAACAAAAACUGUAAGUAAAAAAAGCAUUUAUUUUUAUAAACAUUUGCAUGAAAAAAGAAAAAAAGAGGAUUUUUUUUUGAAAACAGAUAGAAAUAAAUAAAAGCAUUAUCUAGAUGUUUUCACGUUUCACUAUUAUGUGGUUUGAUAAAAUACUUGGAAAUUUUAGAGAAAAAUGUCAUUAAACAAGAGUUAAGACGUAACUAAGUUUCGUUUCAAAGAUAUUAAUGAUAAUAUGACAGAAAAUAAAGGUUUUUUAAAUAUAAAA